Henningerozyma blattae CBS 6284 is the source of this 1194-nucleotide messenger RNA. RefSeq names its product amino acid transporter YHC3 (gene YHC3). Gene Ontology annotation, biological process: regulation of intracellular pH. The transcript has a single exon. NCBI's taxonomy places the organism in Eukaryota, Fungi, Ascomycota, Saccharomycetes, Saccharomycetales, Saccharomycetaceae. Bases 1 to 1194 code for a protein of 397 amino acids. The record is from RefSeq and is a predicted model, not a curated record. Gene Ontology annotation, cellular component: membrane; vacuole.
AUGAAACCUAACUAUGUGUAUUUUUGGAUAUUUGGUUUAUUAAACAAUGUUCUUUAUGUGGUUAUUUUAUCUGCAGCUUUUGAUAUAGCAGGCCCUAGUUUACCUAAGACAACAAUCUUAUUAGCUGACAUUUUACCAUGCUUUAUUAUAAAGAUUAUAUCACCAUUUAUUAGUACGUCAGAUAGUAAAAACUCUUUCCUAAAUUAUAAAAAUCGUAUCCUUGCAUUAAUUAUUAGUAGCAUUUCAGGGAUGAUUUUAGUUUCAAGGGCCAAAGUUAAUCUAACGGUUGCUAUUAUUGGUAUUUGUAUGGCUUCUGCCUCUUCCGGUUUUGGAGAAACUACCUUUUUACAACUGACAGCAGCUUAUGGCAAUACUGCGUUACAAGGUUGGUCUUCAGGAACAGGUAUGGCUGGAUUAUUUGGUAGUGGAUUUUAUUUAUUAUUAACUUCAAUUCUAAACUUCUCCGUUAACUUUUCACUAAUAUUAUUUAGUAUAUUACCAUUGGGCUUUUUAUUGUAUUUUAAGUUACCAACUACAAAAACUUCAUCAUAUACCUUAUUGGAGGAAGAAAAUAUGGAAGAAAUUGAAAUAUCAGAUUCAGUACCUACAACAUUUUCUAAAAAUACUAUCAUUAAUACUUUAAAAAAAUUACAAACGCUAUUUAUUCCAUACAUGCUUCCAUUAACAACAGUUUAUUUAUUUGAAUAUUUGAUCAACCAAGCAGUAUCACCAACUUUACUUUUCCCCAUAGAUCCAGACCAAAAGCAUUUAUUUUUCAAAAAAAUUCAGAGAUAUGUAUACUACAUACAAUGCAUUAUAUCAGUUAGGUGUGUUUAUUGCAGAUCAACUUCACAUUUAAUUAGAUUAAGAAAUUUAUAUUUGAUAUCUACUUUACAAUUCAUUAAUUUGAAUAUUGCUAUUUCUCAAUCUUGGUUUUUCAUUUUUAAGAGCCCAUUUUGGAUAUUAAUAUUUAUGUUUUAUCAAGGUUUCAUGGGUGGGGCAUCAUAUGUCAAUACUUUUUUAAAUAUUAUGGAUGAUAUCACUAAUAAAAGAGAUCAAGAAUUUGCAUUGGGUGCAACUUCAAUUGCUGAUGCAUUAGGGAUUCUAAUAGCUGCUUUAAUUGGUCUUAAAUUAGAACCAACAUUAUGCAACCACCAAGUUAAUACUGGUAGAAAUUGGUGUACAUUGGAAUAG